Fonsecaea multimorphosa CBS 102226 is the source of this 615-nucleotide messenger RNA. RefSeq lists its product as uncharacterized. The coding region runs from base 1 to 615 and encodes 204 amino acids. Gene Ontology annotation, molecular function: FMN binding; NAD(P)H dehydrogenase (quinone) activity. The transcript has 3 exons. Lineage: Eukaryota; Fungi; Ascomycota; Eurotiomycetes; Chaetothyriales; Herpotrichiellaceae. The record is from RefSeq and is a predicted model, not a curated record.
AUGGCCCCUCGGAUUGCCAUCAUCUAUUACACUACAUAUGGGCACAUUGCCAGACUGGCCGAGGCCGAGAAGAAAGGCAUCGAAGAAGCCGGCGGCAAGGUAGAUGUCUAUCAAGUCCGAGAGACACUUUCGAACGAUGUCUUGAGUAAGAUGUAUGCUCCAGGCCCCGACAAAAACGUCCCUGUGGCCACCCCGGACACGCUGAAGGCUUACGAUGCCUUCUUGUUCGGUAUACCCACCCGCUACGGUAGUUAUCCUGCCCAGUGGAAGACGUUCAUCGACGAACUCGGUCAGUUAUGGAUGAGUGGCGCGCUGCACGGCAAGUAUUUUGGUCUGUUCGUCAGCUCGGCCACGGCUGGCGGUGGGCAGGAAGCGACCGCAAUCAAUGCCUUGUCCUCCUGGAUCCACCAGGGCAUGAUCUACGUCCCUUUGGGGUAUGCGGGAGCUUUUGAUAUCCUAGGGGACCUGACUGAGGUGCGCGGCGGCACCCCUUGGGGGGCGGGAACGUUCGCAGCCGGCGAUGGCAGCAGGCAGCCAACCACACAGGAAUUGAAGCUUGCUCAAGCCCAGGGCAAGUCGUUCUACCAGAUCGUCAACAAGGUCGCCUUUGCGUGA